Molecule: messenger RNA, 486 nt
Organism: Antechinus flavipes (yellow-footed antechinus)
Lineage: Eukaryota; Metazoa; Chordata; Mammalia; Dasyuromorphia; Dasyuridae
Gene: IER3IP1
Product: immediate early response 3 interacting protein 1
Exons: 3
Coding region: 81-329 (82 amino acids)
Biological process (GO): endoplasmic reticulum to Golgi vesicle-mediated transport
Cellular component (GO): Golgi membrane; endoplasmic reticulum membrane; COPII-coated ER to Golgi transport vesicle
Source: RefSeq, a predicted model, not a curated record
CGCCACGUCUCCUAGGCAGAGCGAAGCGGACCGGAGAGGCGGCGGCUGCGGUGGUGCGGCGGCUCGCUGGGGCUGUGGCCAUGGCCUUCACCCUGUACUCGUUGCUGCAGGCGGCCCUCCUCUGCGUCAACGCCAUCGCCGUGCUGCACGAGGAGCGCUUCCUAAAGAACAUUGGCUGGGGAACAGACCAGGGAAUUGGAGGAUUUGGAGAGGAGCCAGGAAUUAAAUCACAGCUAAUGAACCUCAUUCGAUCUGUACGAACAGUUAUGAGAGUGCCACUGAUAAUAGUAAACUCAAUUGCUAUUGUGUUACUCUUACUGUUUGGGUGAACUUCUAAAAUAGAAAAAAAACUGGAGAAUCAGAAGUGGAGAAACCAGCAAGAGCCAUCACUUCAGUCGUUAUUGGGAUGUGUAGCUUAGCUGGCCAAGCUUGCACUUGAAGUAAACUACAAAGCUGACAAUAAAACAACAGUUCCUAUUUAUCUGA